Schistocerca piceifrons (Central American locust) is the source of this 4073-nucleotide messenger RNA. RefSeq lists its product as uncharacterized. NCBI's taxonomy places the organism in Eukaryota, Metazoa, Arthropoda, Insecta, Orthoptera, Acrididae. Bases 41 to 2404 code for a protein of 787 amino acids. The transcript is spliced from 10 exons. The record is from RefSeq and is a predicted model, not a curated record.
CGCCGCAGCGCGGAGCGGACGUCGGCGGAGUGCGAGACGGAUGAUCGUUUCUCUCGUAGCGCCGGGCGCAGCUGCUAGCGGCGGUCGCGCGGGACCCGCCUGCGACUCUAGAUGUUGCGCUGCCGCCACAGACGGGCUUCUUACUGCACUCGGAAGUCCAAGUGGCGAGAAGCCGUGUAACGAGCGCCGCGAUCGACGACGCUCCCUCAUGGAAACACGCGUUUCAGUCCCGAACGGGCAGGUGACGGCCCGGCCGGAGCAGCUGCAGCGGCUGCUGUCGCUGGAGGCGGGGUCCGCGGUGGGGGCGGCGCGGCGGCCCAGCUGCCGCCCGGGGGCGGCGUCGCGGCUCAAGGUGCCGCUGCGCGCGCUGCGCCUGCUGCUGCUCGCCGUGGCGCUGCCCGCGGCGCUGGUGGCGGCGCCGCUCUACUUGCGCUACCGCAUCUACGGCGACCAGCUCUACCCGGCCGCCGCCUCCGACAUGCGCGUCAUCGACGCCCGCGUCUCCACCACCUGGUGCCAGAGGCAGCUGGUGCGUGUCAACAGGACUUUCAACGCUUUCCUGAUGCCAGAGCUGCCCCAGAUCCGAGCGCAACCAGUGCGUCUUUCCAUGGUGCGGCAUCUGGAACUCGACGAUGACUUCAAGGAGUACUGGGCCUACUACCUGCUCAAGGGUUCCUCCAUCACCGUUUCCACCUGUGCCAGAUGGCCUGGUGCCUCACUGAUUGUGAUCCGCGGACAUAAGCACCUGCACGAGUGUGCAUACAUUGGUGAUGACUCUUCAGAGGAAGAAGAGGAGCUGCUGCUACGGGAGGCAGCAGAACAGGGGGUGCCAGCAGCAGUCACCACCAGCCCCUUGUCCUUGCCCCAGGCCACCCCUGCAGGGGCACCCCAGUCCAAGGGUGAGGACAAUGAUGAGGACAGCCCUGCCAAUUCACCCAGUGUAAUGCGCAGGCUUCGUCCAGGUGUAAUUAUUCACAAGAAACCUGGUCCAAUUGCACAACAUGAACUUAUAAACCAUUCUGAUGAUGCUGAUCACCAUUAUGAACCUGAGGAGGACUUGCACAAAGUUGCUCACAAUUUAAUGCAUGCAGGUGUCAGAGUGAUUCCACCACCAAAGUCAAAGUUGAGAGCUACAACAAAUAAGCCAAAACGGUCAUCAGAGAAAUCAGCUGGCAUAUCCACUAAAGUCACAAAUGAUGAACAUAAAAUCAGGCACAACCAGGCCAGAUCUUCAACAACUAGCAUGUGGGAAAACUCACAGUCCAGUGCAGAGGUAACACCAGCCACAAGGAGCACUGCUGCAAUACAAAACGUUUCAGCAACUUCCAAUCAGCUAACAGGGGGCCAGAAUAUAAAAAAUGUUUCAACUUCCAUAACACCAUUUCUGCAUAUAGACACUAAAAUCCAGAUGUCAGUAUCCAAUGAUACUGGAGGUCAGCCAACAUCUGCAGAGAUAUUUGAAGAAGUAUUGCAUAAAAUACAACAGCUUGGACCACGUGGCCAGAAGGUAUUAAGGCAACUGAACAAGCAGCUUGGUGGCGAUGAAGAUGGAGAAAAAUUGCGUAUGGUGCUCAAACAGAUGUUAGAGAACUAUGAUAAAAAACAUGGUUCUGUGCCAACAAGUGGACAUCAGAACCCUCAAAACAGAACUCGUCGGGAAACUGCUCUUCUUACAAGUAAACUGCAUGAGAUAAUUGCAAAUGUUGUCCAUCAAAAGAAGGAAGGCUCUUUGGUCCAUACUAGCACUAGUGAGGAAAAGAUACGUUCACGACGACAUUUGAAAUUGGCUUCAGAGCUCAUUGAUGAUGAUGCAGAAGCUGAUGCUGGCAUUGAAGAAAUCGACCUGGUGCCUGAUGGCUUUGCAGAUCACCAUGCUGUAAUAAAUGAAACAGACCCACUAGACAUGUCAAAAUCAGAAUUCUGGUCAUCAUUCUCAAGCAGUGAAGAAGCAUUACUCAACUGUGCAGGGCUUGUGCUCAAUUUGCCACUCACACCAAGUAGGCUCUGCAAUGCUAGUGAAUCUGAAGAGUCUCUCAACAGAGCAGGACUGCAUAACACAUUGACUUAUAUCAUUCCAGCCACUGGUUAUUACUUCUUUGUAUUCAACAGUGAAAAUGAAGUACAAACCAACUAUAUGAGGGCAUACUUCCAACUGGAGAAGAGAGUCUACAAUGUUUCAUAUGCCCUGGAUGCUUGUGUCAAUUCAACAGAAGCUUGUUCUCUGCCACUAGACUUCUGGUCAAAUGAGAAGGUAGUCCUGGAGCUACCAGCACCUUUGAAACCAAAUGAUUCAGAAUGGAACAAUGAAUAUGUUAUUCAGUCCACCUGUGAACCUCGCACUGCCCUUUACUUGCUUUGUGUAAUAGCUGUCCCCUUGCUCAUUCUGAUUUUUGCAUUCCAGUAAAUAGCACAAUAUUUUUCUCUACAGAAUCCUGUGGGAAAUGCAGUGAUUUUAGUAUACAGGCAAUGAGUGUAUCAUCUCAACUUCCCAUAAAAAAAAUUGAGCACAGGGAACAUCUUAAGUUGUUCUACAUAACCAUUCAAUAAAUUGUCAUUUUGAGUACGUUUACUAGUAAAUGAGAAGAUAAAAUGCAUUUUAUCAUCCUCCAUACAUUGAGAAACUAUUAUUCUGUAUAGUUUUUGAAAUAUUUACUUGAUAGAAUUUAACCCAUCAACUUUAUUUUGCAUUUUACUUCACUGGCAUUUCUAUUUUAUCAUCAUAUUUCAGUCUUCAUAAAUAACUGGAAAUAUGGCAAUGAAACAGAUACCACACUUGAAUUUCUAGUUGCUCUGUUACUGUAUGAAAAGACAAUAUUAUCAUAGUGUCAAUGGCAAUUUUUUUAUUUUAAAUUAGGUACUGCCAUUGUAUCAGUAAUAAAGGUUGGACUGAUCUUUAUGUGUUUUUAUAAAACUUAUAGUUAAAUUGUUGUUGGAAACAUAAAGAAGGAGUUUUUGGCUGAGCAUUACAUAUUUCAAAAAUAUUAAAAAUUUACAGGAGAGACUACAAAUUAUUUUAAAAAAAUAAAUGUACUUUCUGUGAAAUGUAUUUGUAACAUAACUACCUUCUUUGUUAAUGUAUUGCUUUUCCCAGAAUUAUACCUAUGAGGCUAUUGAAGAAGAUAAAUUUCCUUUCAAAGGAGUAAUAGUGAAUAUUUUUAAUGAUUUUAAUAAAAGAAACCGAAGUGUAUAACAUUAAUGGAAAUCGGAUUUCUCACAUUUGAGAAGAAUGAAAUGUCAAACACAGACAUUAAUAACUAAGUACUGAAUGUCAGUCUCAUACACAGAAGAGAAUGUGCAUUUGAUGAGAUCAUGGUAAGAAUUUUUAACCUUAGAGAGAGAGAGAGAGAGAGAGAGAGAGAGAGAGAGAGAGAGAAAGAGAGAGAGAUUUUUUAAGAAAUCAGCCAUAAGCAUAAAAUCCCUCACAGAAGGAUUGAUUGAUUGAUUGACAUGUUUAUUCAUCUGUAUAACAAUACAGAUUGUAUGCAAGUUGUCAAUUGUUUCUUAUGAAGUAAAACAUACAUGGGUUCUUACAAUGUUUACAGUUCAAUUCUUACAAGUAAAAUACACUGCUGUAUAGAGAGAGAGAGAGAGAGAGAGGGAGAGAAAUUCUUUUUAAGAAGUCAGCCAUAUUCAUAAAACCGCACAGAAGGAGUAAAAUAUAUGCUGUGAGAACACACAACCUGAUAUUCAGAAAUGAUGCAAAGCUGAGAGUUAUCCAGUCACGUACAACAUCAAGCCUGUGUCAUAAAUGAUAUGUAGCCUGAAGAAACCAUAUUUCUGCUUUGACAGAUAGUCAUUGACAACCUUAAUACCACUGUUCUCCCACUCAAUCCUGCAUGAAACUGAAAUACUACAUAACUGAUCUUGUGUGCCUUGUAUUCAAUGAAUGCAUUGAUUCUCAUUUUACUCAUUUUAAAACUUUCUCACUAGAUUUUUAAAACUUCCAAAUAUCACAAUUAUUGUCAUUUUCAUUUGCAAUAAUUUCGACCUCUGUCUGUCUCUCUCUCUCUCUCUCUCUCUCUCUCUCUCUCUCUCUCUCUCUCUCUCUCUCUCUCUCUCACACACACACACAC